AUGGACGCCCUAGAGGAUCAAUUCCGAUACCGUCUUGCCAUCAAAUUCCUCUUGCCGGACCUUAUUCCACGACAACGAAUAGCGCUAGUUCAUUGCCCAUACGAAAUUCUUACAUAUGAAGCCAUUAGAUGCCUUGGUUUCGAUUUGGUGGUUCUCGACAGACCUGGCCAUUUUCUGGAAAGCCCCAAAAGCCCAUUUGCAUACCUGCGUGAAUCCUUCUACGCAAUCGAUCUUAAUGUUGAUGACGGACUAUCGCAACGCAUCGUCGAGAUAGCCAAAGACCUGAAUCUGGAUGGAAUUUUCACUCGUUAUGACUUUUAUUCAACGCACGUUUCCAGGGCAGCCGAGUUAUUAGGGCUUCCCACAAGUCCUCAUUCAGCAUACUCGAUUGCAACAAACAAAUACGCGACACGAAUGUUGGAAGCCAAAGAAAAUGGAAUUAUCUGUGUAAACAAUGGCGAUGAGUUGGAGAAGAGGCUCCGAGAUCCCAAGGAACCCUUGAGAAUCCAGUACCCCGUCGUUGUCAAGCCAUGCACCGGCUGGAGCAGCCUCAACGUAGUCAAGGCGCGAGAUGAAGAAGAGCUCGUAGCUGCAGUGCGCAAGGCUCAUUCACGAAUUUUGGGGCAUGAAGGCGACACGCCAAUUCAAUCCCGUGUCUUGAUUGAACCAUAUAUCGAUGGGCCCGAAGUUGACGUUAAUUUUGUCCUUUGGGAAGGCGAGAUUCUAUUUUCUGAUAUCUCGGACGACUUCCCUAGCCUGGGCGAUAUGGAUGAUAAAACAGGUUCAACCGAUUUCCAGGAAACGACCUUUGUAUACCCCUCAAAGCUUCCUACGCUUGAGAAAGAUAUGUUGUAUAAGCGUUUAAAGGAUUGUGUUGCCCGAAUGGGCUUCCAAACUGGAAUUGUCCAUUGUGAAGCCAGGAUGAAAAAUUCUGCUAUGGACUAUUUCGAACGAGACGGCAUUACUGACCUUGAUACGAAUUCCAAGACUGAAGGCCUUGACCCGAGUGUCUUUAUGAUCGAAGUCAAUCCUCGGCCUCCUGGGUACUUUGCCGUCCAUGGGAUUACGUGGACAUACGGGGUGGAUUAUUAUGCACUCCACGUCCUUCGUUGUGUGAUGGACGAGCACCGGUUCAAGGCUCUUGCUGUGCCAUUCUCCAGCGAGGUCAAACACUCGAUUGCGGUUCUCAAUCUCAUGCCCGAGAAAGGGGGUAUUCUCAAAUCCCCUGACCCAGCCGUUAGACUUUGCAAGAACAAGCCAGCUCUUAGAAACAGCAUUUCUCUUUAUCGCAAUUACUUUAAGCCUGGUGAAUAUGUGACUCCUCCAGAUGCGGUCGAGACAAGUCUCCUUGCAGUCGUGGUCAUCGAGUCCAAGGUUGGAAGACAAGAUCUCCUUAGAAAAGUAGAGGAGAUCCGUGAGGAAUGGGUCCCAGUGAUCGAUUAA
This is a messenger RNA of Arthroderma uncinatum, 1443 nucleotides long. RefSeq lists its product as uncharacterized. The transcript has a single exon. The record is from RefSeq and is a predicted model, not a curated record. Gene Ontology annotation, molecular function: metal ion binding; ATP binding. Bases 1 to 1443 code for a protein of 480 amino acids. NCBI's taxonomy places the organism in Eukaryota, Fungi, Ascomycota, Eurotiomycetes, Onygenales, Arthrodermataceae.